GUCACAAUGAAUACCAAUUCUUCUUACAAUUUCACCUUCAAUGAUGUUUUAUUCUCUUCUCCUUCUUCCACCAGUGACCCUUUGGUUACACGGAGGCUAUUUCUUUUAAAAAAUGUUCAAGUUCUUGAACUCUUUAUCGCUCUUUUCGCCUUUGUCACCAUCCAUUCCUUGCGUCAGAAGAAACACUACGGUCUUCCCCUGUGGCCGUUUCUAGGGAUGCUUCCUUCUCUAGCUUUUGGCCUCAGAGGAAACAUAUACGAGUGGCUAUCAGAUACUCUAUCUCGUCAAAACGGUACGUUUCGUUUCAGAGGACCCUGGCUCAGCAGCCUCAACAGCACCAUAACUUGCGACCCAAGAAACAUCGAGCAUCUCCUCAAGAACCGUUUCUCUGUCUUCCCUAAAGGCUCUUACUUCCGUGACAACCUACGAGACCUUCUAGGAGAUGGAAUAUUCAACGCGGACGACGAGACUUGGCAGAGACAAAGGAAAACAGCAAGCAUAGAGUUUCAUUCAACCAAGUUCAGACAACUAACAACUCAUUCUUUGUACGAGCUCGUUCACAAGAGGCUCUUACCGGUUCUUGAAACUUCGGUUAAAGCAUCUUCUCCUAUUGAUCUACAAGACGUUCUGUUGAGGCUAACGUUUGAUAACGUAUGUAUGAUUGCAUUUGGAGUUGAUCCAGGGUGUCUUGGUCCUGACCAACCUGUAAUACCCUUUGCGAAAGCCUUUGAGGACGCAACAGAAGCUGCGGUUUGUAGAUUCGUGAUGCCUACUUGCGUUUGGAAGCUCAUGAGGUAUCUUAAUCUAGGAACAGAGAAGAUGCUGAAGGAGUCUAUUAAAGGUGUUGAUGAUUUUGCUGAUGAAGUUAUCAGGACGAGGAAGAAAGAAUUGUCUCUUGAGGGUGAGACCACAAAGAGAUCAGAUCUUUUAACUGUGUUUAUGGGUUUGAGAGAUGAGAAGGGAGAGUGUUUUUCAGACAAGUUUCUUCGUGAUAUAUGUGUGAACUUUAUACUUGCUGGGAGAGAUACUUCUUCUGUUGCCUUGAGCUGGUUCUUCUGGUUGCUUGAGAAGAAUCCAGAAGUGGAGGAGAAGAUUAUGGUGGAGAUGUGUAGGAUUCUGAGGGAAAGAGAUGAUGAUGGAGAUGGAGAGAAGAUAGAUUAUGAGCCUGUGUUCAGACCAGAAGAGAUCAAGAAGAUGGAUUAUCUACAAGCUGCUUUGUCUGAAGCUCUCAGAUUAUACCCUUCAGUUCCUGUUGAUCAUAAAGAGGUCCAAGAAGAUGAUGUAUUUCCUGAUGGGACAAUAUUGAAGAAAGGAGAGAAAGUUAUAUAUGCGAUCUACGCAAUGGGUCGUAUGGAAGCAAUUUGGGGAAAAGACUGUCGUGAGUUUAGGCCAGAGAGGUGGCUUAGAGACGGACGGUUUAUGAGUGAAUCGGCCUAUAAAUUCACAGCCUUCAAUGGUGGUCCACGUCUUUGUUUAGGCAAAGAUUUUGCUUAUUAUCAGAUGAAAUCUACCGCGGCUGCAAUAGUUUACCGAUACAAGGUGAAGGUGGUGGAAGGUCACAAAGUGGAGCCAAAGUUAGCUCUUACAAUGUACAUGAAACAUGGCUUGAUGGUGAAUUUGAACAAGAGGAGUGACUCUGAGGUAGAUCGAUACUAUGACAAAUAUAUUGAUGAGGGGAAUGUUAAUUAGUGUUUUAAUGUUUGUUGGUUAAGUAAGAUGAUAGUUUUACUUAUUUUUGGAUCAUUUGAAUUUUUAAAUUUGUGUUUUUUUUUUCAAUUUGGUUAUUUGAUGAUGUGUACUAUGGAUGAUAUUUAAACUUUUUUAUUGUUAGGAAAAUAGUUGGUGCAUGGGGCUUGUAAUAUCAUAAUAAAUUUGUUACUUGG
Messenger RNA from Eruca vesicaria subsp. sativa (arugula), 1883 nucleotides. The record is from the annotation of a GenBank genome assembly. Lineage: Eukaryota; Viridiplantae; Streptophyta; Magnoliopsida; Brassicales; Brassicaceae.